AAGAAAAAAAAAAAAAAGAAAGAAAACAUCGUGCUCGUAAUUCAAAGUUUCGCAUUUAUAGAAGCUCUCGGUUUCUGCUUCGUUCUCAGCAAAGCCCAUUGUUACCUAUCACUUCCUUUUCUGAGAGUCUCAGACUCUUACCCAAAAAUUUUUCUUCUAUUUCUGCAAAAUUGGAAAAUAUUUGCAUUUUGGUCCCUCAAAAAUCCAAUUCCUUCUAUAUCUUCCCCUCUCUAAUGCCGCCUGCGAUAAUGCACGCCAAGUCCGAUUCCGAGGUGACGAGCUUCGACCAGUCGACGCCGCCUCGAUCGCCGCGCCGUCCGAUUUACUACGUUCAGAGCCCUUCCAACCAUGACGCCGAGAAAAUGUCUUACGGCUCUAGUCCUUUGGGUUCGCCUCACCACUAUUACCAUUGCUCGCCGAUUCACCAUUCCCGAGAAUCUUCGACCUCGCGGUUCUCUGCCUCUCUCAAAAACCCUAGGGGUCUCUCCGCCUGGAGGAAGGUACAGCGGGAGGAAGAGUCCGAUGAUGACGACGAAUACGACUCCGGAACGGCUGGUCCUUGUCGCAAUGUGAGGUUGUACUUCUGCUUCGCUCUGUUGUUCGUCGUUCUUUUCACUGUGUUUUCAUUGAUUCUUUGGGGCGCUAGUAAAUCUCACAAGCCUGAAAUAGUUGUGGAGAACAUAGUGUUCAGGAGCUUUACGAUACAGGCGGGCAAUGAUCGAACGGGAGUGGCAACAGAUAUGGUCUCGUUGAAUUCAACGGUUAGGGUCUUCUUCAGAAACCGAGGUACAUUCUUCAGCCUCCAUGUCACCUCUACCCCAAUGGAGCUUCACUAUUACCAGCUCAAAGUUGCUUCUGGCCAGAUGAAGAAGUUCUAUGAGAAGAGGAAAAAACACCGGAGAGUCUUGACGACAGUAUUAGGGCAUCAAGUUCCUGUUUAUGGUGGGCUAUCGUUUAUUGGAGGUGCGAGAGAUAAUCAAGAGAAUUUGGUAGUGCCGUUGAACCUUACAUUUGUGAUGAGGUCGAGGGCCUACAUUUUGGGGAAGUUAGUGAAGUCCAAGUUUUAUAGAAGAAUCACAUGCUCUGUCACCCUUAGAAGAAGCAAACUCGGUAAGCCCUCUAAUUUGACGAAUUCCUGUACCUAUAGGUGAAUACUUCACUUAAUUAUGUGGAGUCCAGAUUUUGGAAUUCCAACGUUGACUUUGACUGUUAUUUAUGAAACAUGGUGAAAAAUUGACUCCUCUUUUUCUUGUAAAAAUUUCAGUUUAUUGAGUUUAUGGUAAUGAUUAUCUAGUUGCAUUCAAAA
This is a messenger RNA of Ziziphus jujuba (common jujube), 1306 nucleotides long. RefSeq lists its product as uncharacterized. Bases 234 to 1151 code for a protein of 305 amino acids. The record is from RefSeq and is a predicted model, not a curated record. The transcript is spliced from 3 exons. Lineage: Eukaryota; Viridiplantae; Streptophyta; Magnoliopsida; Rosales; Rhamnaceae.